This is a messenger RNA of Daldinia decipiens, 1711 nucleotides long. RefSeq lists its product as uncharacterized. NCBI's taxonomy places the organism in Eukaryota, Fungi, Ascomycota, Sordariomycetes, Xylariales, Hypoxylaceae. Bases 137 to 1339 code for a protein of 400 amino acids. The transcript has a single exon. The record is from RefSeq and is a predicted model, not a curated record.
ACGUAAGCAAUGAAAAGAAGACGUGUAUAAUAAUAGUUGGACCUUAUCAACUUGGAGAAUUUAAGAACGCAUGUAAUUGAGAUUGUCGCACCCAUUUCCUCUCAUUUCACAUUAUUGGGGAAUCAAAUCAAGCUCGAUGGAACGAUUCCGUGGGUACCUCGAAAGGCUCACGCUGAACGGCCGAUCUAAAGAGCGAAAGCUACCAGCGAUGCCAUCCCUUCCAGAUGAUCGGCCACAGCCCCUCGCAGCAAUAUCACCAUUGCCAACCGCCACGGCAAACAGCAAGUUCUUUAAAUCUCUACCAUCCGAGAUUCGACGUCGCAUUCUCAUCGAAGCAUUCGGCGAACGUAUACUACACCUAGAUUUACGCUUGGAGCACCCGUUAAAGAAAUACUCAAAGAAAGAUCGUGAACUUGUCAAACCGCGUCCUGAGCGACACGCAAACGCGCACCUGUUCCACCCAUCGUUACGUGAUACUACUAAAGCACAGGAAUGGACGUGGUGGAGCUGCGUCUGCCAUUCCCGCUUCCCGAACUGGAAUUUUAAUCAGGAUCCCCCUGGAGUUAAAAUAUUUGGCGAGGAGCCAGCGAAAGAUGGCUGUCGCGACCCUUUUAUGCUACCACGAUGCCUCUGCGUCCUCUAUCCUGGCCAUGCACCAGCCAAGUGCUUCAUUGGUGUUCAAGGCUGGCUGUUGGUUUGUAGACAGGCAUAUAUCGAAGGCGUCGAUGUGUUAUACUCCACGAAUCGAUUUCAUAUCGCCUAUGCCGAGCUCGCUAUUUGUCUUCCGCGGCUUCUGCCGAUGCAGCAUUUAUCGGCUAUCACAGCGGCUGAGUUAUCAUGGAAUCUAACUUUACCACCCAGUGAAUAUUUCCGGUGGGAUGCUGACGAUAAAGAUGGGCUACAAAGCUGUGAUCGACUCGCACUCUUGGCACGUCUGCCACAAAUCUUACCUAACCUACGCUAUCUAUACCUCUCUCUUCAAGAUGUUCUACGCAUGCGGCAACCUAUGCUAGCAAUUGGAGGACAUGAAAUGUAUGAAGAGAUAGAAGAGGUUCUACGAAAAGUUGACGCUAUGAUUGUACGAAUGUCGCAGCUUCAGGAGUGCCGCGUGGCCUUACCUUUGUCCCUGUACUCUACGCGCAAGCUCGUGGAAAAGGGUCGAGAUAUCGAUUGGCGUCGCGGAACAGACCUAGACCCCGAGACUCUAUGGAGAAAUAUCCCAACUUCAACUUCUGAUGCACCUACUGACCUCACUACCGUGAAUCAGUCCAUCAACGGUUAUUGGAUCGUCCAUGGUGUCGAGGAUAUGUACCCGCCGCCACUCCCUGAAGCGGUUUGAAGCUUGAGAUAUGGACGGUAGUAGUGAAUUACAUAAAUAGUAGAAUUAUUCGCUAUUUAUCAAGAGCAAUGCUAUAUUUACGACGACGUUGGCACUGGUGGCCCGCUAGAAAUAGUUGUUACAGGCCCUUCAAUUCCGAUACAAUACCAAGUAUCCAGCCAAAGACCCCCGCAGUCUGUUCCCAGCGCAGGGUUCCAAGCGUAAAAGUCGCUACGGUUACUUCAUUAGCACACAUCCAAGGCUUCUUAAGCGCUAAAUUAUACUUACUCGAGACUAAUUCCCGCCGAAUUAGCAAUGGCCCAGCAUCCGUCACCCGUCUGCGCCUUGUAGAAUCUCCUACAGCCGGAUACCAUACCCGCCUAUCGUUCCGUU